Bursaphelenchus okinawaensis is the source of this 2547-nucleotide messenger RNA. The record is from the annotation of a GenBank genome assembly. NCBI's taxonomy places the organism in Eukaryota, Metazoa, Nematoda, Chromadorea, Rhabditida, Aphelenchoididae.
AUGCGGCGUUCUUCAAGCUUGUUCUCAAAUUAUCUAACUGCAAAAGUCCUCAAUCGGCAGGAUCACCCAUUAGUGGAUAAGUUCGGCCGAUAUCACAGCUAUCUGAGGAUUUCGCUGACUGAAAAAUGCAAUUUGAGAUGUAAGUUUUGUUAUACAACUUUUUCCAACAGGUUAAUAUGUGUGGGUUAGUUUAAAAAAGGUUUGUUAAGAUGUAGCAAAUGUUUUAUACAUUUUUAAUUUUUUAACUACAAACUCUGUUUUUAGGUACGUAUUGUAUGCCAGAAGAAGGAGUAGAUCUUACACCAUCGAAUAAACUGUUGACAAAACAUGAAAUAAUUAAAUUAGUCAGACUUUUUGCUCAAAAUGGUGUUGACAAAGUCCGGUUGACUGGAGGAGAACCGACAAUUCGGGCUGAUCUAGAAGAAAUAAUUCGAGAAAUACGAGAUACAAAAAUGAUAAAUGAGAUUGGAAUUACUUCAAAUGGCAUUGUUUUAAAACGAAAGUUGAAAAAGCUAGUAGAUGCUGGCUUAAACCGGUUAAAUUUGAGUUUGGACACUUUGGACGAAAAUAAGUACAUGAUAAUUACCCGAAGGAAUGGAUUCAAUAAAGUUAUGGGGUGCAUUGAUGAAGCUCUGCCUUUAUUUGAAAGAGUGAAGUUGAAUUGUGUUGUUACACGGGGUGUCAAUGACAUGGAAGUUUUGGAUUUUGUGGAGUUGACUAGGCAUAAGGUAUGUCUUCUAUACAGAAAGUAAUUAAGGAAAGUAUUGUUUAAUCUUAAAACUAUUUUUUAAGAGCCUUGAUAUUCGCUUCAUUGAGUAUAUGCCGUUUGGUGGUAAUAAGUUUGAUUCCAAAAAGAUGGUGUCGUUCAAAGAGAUGAUGGUCAACAUAGCUGGCCGUUAUGAUCAAGUAAUUCGGUUGAAAGACAAAGCAAAUGAUACCAGCAAGGUGAAAUUUUUUAUUGAUGUUGUAACAAAAAGAAAAGUAUAAAACAUAAAUAUUUUUAAAAAAAUGUUGUAUUAAUUACUAUAACAUUUUGUAUUAUUAAAAUUAUUUUUUAGGCUUUCAAAGUAAACGGAUAUGAGGGCCAAUUUGGCUUUAUUACCUCAAUGUCAACACCAUUCUGUAGUACCUGUAAUCGUCUCCGUAUUACGGCCGAUGGUAAUCUAAAGGCAAGAUGUACAAUAGUGGUAUAUUUUUGGUUUAGGUAUGUCUUCAUGGAAACACGGAAACGAAUCUGAGGGAUCACAUGAGAAAAGGAGCAUCGGACCAAGAACUUUUGGACAUAAUUGGAAGUACUGUAUUCAAAAAGAAAGCGGCUCACGCUGGAAUGGAUCUUUUGGCCAAGCUACCCAAUCGCCCAAUGAUCAAAAUCGGCGGUUAAGCGGUAUUGGUUAUCGUGUGUUUUUAAUUUUAUUUUACUACUCGUAAUUGCAUUGGUUAUUCGGUUUUUUGUGGUAUUGCCAAACUUUUAAUUACAUUUUUUUAUCAAUUUUGUUAUUAUAUACUUAUUCAAAACAGGGUUUUUAAAAAUUUUCUUUAUUAAAAAGUUUUUUUUUUCAGAAUCAUUUAAAAGUUUAGUACGACAUUACAGUACUUUAAGUCAUAUUGACGAAUAUGGAAAAGCUUCAAUGGUUGAUGUAUCACACAAACAGAUUAUUCAAAGAGUUGCUCGGGCGGCAGCACGUGUAAUUGUAAGUUAAGAAUAAAACUUAAACUCACAAGGAAAGUAUCCGGCCUGUCCCGCUCUGAUUGACUUUAAACUUUUUAUAUCGAGAUCAAAACAUUGCGUUUUGAAUUUUCCGCCAAAUUGGCGUUGUGUUUUAAUCUUAUAACUUUGCUAUUUUUGAAAAGCGCAAGCUAAAAUUUUUUAUGGGUAUUAUUGGUGAUACAAGGAAUUCACAUAAAAAUUUUGAAUGGAUUCUGAACGGGGCAGGCAGGGUACUUUCUCUGUCAGCUUUUUUAAAUUUUUUUAGGAUGUUUUUGAUAAUCACGGUACACAUUUGUUAAAUUUAAAAAAAAUAAAUUUCAAAUUUUAGGUAACGGACGAAAUAAUGAUUGAAGUGAGAGAGAACAAAAUUGAAAAAGGUGAUAUUAUAGCUACAGCACGAUUGGCUGGUAUUAUGGCAGCAAAGAAAACGUCAAAUUUGAUUCCAUUAUGCCAUCAGCUCAACUUGUCUAAUGUUAAAAUUUAUUUUCAACUUUCUGAAGUAAGGUUUUAUACUUUUAAUUAUUUUUUUAAAAAAAGUUUUGUUUCUUAUUGAGGAAGUCAGGGCCUUCUAUCUAGGGGGUUUCUCUCCUUAUAGAAAAUUUAUACGGGUUGCACUGGACGAAUUUCCUGAUAAUUUAUAGAAUAAUAUACUGAUCGAAUCUGAAUGUAAAUGUAAUGGCGAAACUGGAGUGGAAAUGGAAGCUUUGACGGCAGUUUCGGUAGCAGCUUUAACCGUUUAUGAUAUGUGCAAAGCCUUAAGUCACCAUAUUGUUAUUUCUGAUAUUCGACUGAUCUCAAAGUCUGGCGGGAAAACUCAUCUUCGUUUGAAUAACAAAUAA